AUGGUCUGGGAGCAGGGCGUUUGGGGACCACUGGGGAUGCUGGUUCUGAGACAAAGGGAACCAUCCCUGCAGAGGGCACCACCUCCUGGCUCAGAGCUGGUCGAGGCCUGGUGCCGCCUGAGUCUCUUCCAGACAUGGCUGGCAGGGGCUGGCAGGGCCCUCUCUGAAGUGAGAACUUCCUGGCUUCCUGAUUCCUCGCAACUGACGUUUGGGAGAAGAGCCAGACAAGGAAAUGGGUUCAAGGAGAUUACAAGCCAGGAACGCAAGGUUGCAGAGGAGAGAAGCCCGGUCCUCUCACUCACCAGUCAAGAUUGGAACGAAAACUGA
Messenger RNA from Rangifer tarandus platyrhynchus (Svalbard reindeer), 327 nucleotides. Lineage: Eukaryota; Metazoa; Chordata; Mammalia; Artiodactyla; Cervidae. The record is from the annotation of a GenBank genome assembly.